Messenger RNA from Neohortaea acidophila, 770 nucleotides. RefSeq lists its product as uncharacterized. The transcript has a single exon. NCBI's taxonomy places the organism in Eukaryota, Fungi, Ascomycota, Dothideomycetes, Mycosphaerellales, Teratosphaeriaceae. The record is from RefSeq and is a predicted model, not a curated record. Bases 87 to 662 code for a protein of 191 amino acids.
ACGUGAACUGUACGAUAGCAAGUUGAACAACACUUCCAAAGAAAACGGAGACAGCCCCGACUCCCAUCCAGCUCUCAGAUCACACAAUGCUGCACCUUCCGGCCUCCGUGCUCUCCCUGGAGUCAAACAACUCCCAACCCUUGACCCCCGCACCAAACAACUCAUGGAAACCACUCCCCCCAGCAGCCGACCAACCCCAAUGUCUCCUCCUCCAACUCCCCUCCGAGCUCCGCAAUCGUAUCUGGGAUCUCGUCCUCCUCACCCCAACCCCCAUAAUCAAGGUCUCGCCAACCUACACCACCCCCUCCCUGCUCAACACUUCCCGCCAACUCCGCACCGAAGCAGGCGACCUCUACCACGGCAGCGCAACGUUCGUCCUCCGCGCCGAACGCGGCGGAACUAGCGCUUCACAGCAGCAAUCCCACUUUGUCCACCGCAAUCCCUCCGGCUUAUGCGUACUGUGGCUCGCGACGCGCGCUUUUGGCGGUAGUGAGCGGGUUCGCAGCGUGUGUUUGGAUUUGUACUCGCCUGUGCGCAGCUCGCAGCAGGGAUGGAUGGAGGUGUGGAAGCCGAUUGCCGUGCAGAUUGUGCGGGAUCGCAUUGUUGCGCUCAAGUUGGGCGAUGGGAUUGUUGUUGGCUUGUGGUCUGCGGCCGGGGUUUAGUGUGGUGAAGGUUGAUUUGGAUUCUUGUUUGGGCAUGCGAGGCGCGGAUUGAUCUCGUCUUUCUCUCAUUUUAGACUUGAGCAACAUGAAUGCAUCUAGACAUAUGCC